This is a messenger RNA of Rubroshorea leprosula, 2110 nucleotides long. Lineage: Eukaryota; Viridiplantae; Streptophyta; Magnoliopsida; Malvales; Dipterocarpaceae. The record is from the annotation of a GenBank genome assembly.
AGAGUUGGUGGGCAACGCACACACAAACAAACUCUUUAAAUACCAGAAUUCAAUCUCGAUUGUCAUACAUGAGGGCAACACCAAACCCAAAUCUAUCUUAAGUCUUUGAAUUUCGACUCCGGAAUUUUCUUUGCUGAAGAAUCCGGCUGCUAAGUUCAUACAUCCCUGAAUUACAGAUCAGGGUCUCUCUUGGUGCUGCAUCUUGAAGCCAACUCUUGUUCACUAGUAACACUGUAACAGGGUUUGGAAGAUGGGAUCGGGUCAGUGGUGCAUUGAGAACAGAUCUGGUAAUAGAAAUGACUCGUUUGUAAGGAAGGAUGAGGCUGUGCCUGAAACUGGGUGUCUCUCAAUUAUUGUCCUUGGUGCCUCUGGUGAUCUAGCCAAGAAGAAGACUUUCCCAGCUCUCUUCAAUCUUUAUCGCCAGGGAUUUCUACAACCAGAUGAGGUGCACAUUUUCGGAUAUGCAAGGUCUAAGAUUUCAGAUGAGGAGCUGAGAAAUCGCAUUCGUGGAUAUCUUCUUAGUGACAAAAAUGCUUCACCAGAACACUCAGAAGGUGUAUCAAAGUUUCUACAAUUUAUUAAAUACGUAAGUGGUUCAUAUGAUACUGAGGAAGGCUUUCAGCUAUUAGAUAAGGAAAUUUCAGAGCAUGAAAUCUUGAAAAAAAGUCAAGAAGGAUCUGCUCGGAGGCUCUUUUAUUUUGCACUUCCACCAUCAGUAUAUCCAUCAGUCUGCAGGAUGAUAAAAAGAUGUUGCAUGAAUAGAUCUGAUCUUGGUGGAUGGACUAGGAUUGUUGUUGAGAAGCCAUUUGGCAAAGAUUUGCAUUCUUCAGAACAACUCAGUUCCCACAUCGGAGAGUUGUUUGAUGAACCACAAAUUUACCGUAUUGAUCACUAUUUGGGAAAGGAAUUGGUGCAGAACUUGUUGGUACUCCGCUUUGCAAAUCGCUUCUUUUUGCCCCUCUGGAAUCGUGACAACAUUGAUAAUGUCCAGAUUGUGUUCAGGGAGGAUUUUGGAACUGAAGGUCGUGGUGGAUAUUUCGAUGAAUAUGGAAUUAUCCGUGAUAUCAUCCAAAACCAUCUCUUGCAGGUUCUUUGUCUUGUUGCAAUGGAGAAGCCCGUCUCACUCAAACCCGAGCACAUCCGUGAUGAGAAAGUAAAGGUUCUUCAAUCAGUACUCCCAAUUAAAGAUGAAGAGGUUGUCCUUGGACAGUAUGAAGGUUACAGAGAUGAUCCAACUGUUCCAGACCACUCAAAUACACCAACUUUUGCAACUGUUAUUCUUCGAAUCCAUAAUGAAAGAUGGGAAGGUGUUCCAUUUAUAUUAAAGGCAGGGAAAGCAUUAAACUCAAGGAAGGCAGAGAUACGUGUUCAGUUUAAGGAUGUUCCUGGUGAUAUAUUCAAAUGUCAAAAGCAAGGGAGAAAUGAAUUUGUUAUUCGCCUGCAACCUUCUGAAGCCAUUUACAUGAAGCUAACAGUCAAGCAACCUGGUCUUGAGAUGUCAACAGUACAAAGUGAACUAGACUUGUCAUAUAAGCAACGAUAUCAAGGAGUUACAAUCCCUGAGGCUUAUGAACGUCUUAUUCUUGAUACGAUAAGAGGUGAUCAACAGCAUUUUGUCCGUAGAGAUGAGUUGAAGGCCGCAUGGGAAAUUUUCACCCCUCUUCUUCACGGAAUUGACAACGGUGAAUUCAAACCAAUUUCAUAUCAACCAGGCAGCCGAGGUCCUGUAGAAGCGGACGAGCUGCUGGCUAAAGCUGGUUAUGUCCAAACGCAUGGAUACAUAUGGGUUCCUCCCUCCUUGUAGAAAUGUAGAAUGCAUAGAAGUGUUCUAAUCGCCAUAUAAGUUAGUCUCCUCAAGGCAAGGUGGUGGCAUAUCAAUAAUGUAUCAAUGGCUUGUUUAGGUUGUGUAAGCCCUUUAUAUGCCCGUCAAUAAUGUAUCAAUGGCUUGUUUAGGUUGUGUAAACCCUUUAUAUGUUUCCCCCGGAAGUUGUUACUCCCUGGCUGGGUUUAGAGUAUGAGUCCAUUCGGUUUAUAAAAGCAUGGUUUUGCAAUAAAUACUGAUACAACCACUUCCAAAUCACAAAGUAUUCAUUAAAUGUCAGUGAUAUUU